AUGGGCGGUAACACCUCCAGAGUCAUUCCCACAGGGGGGCUACGCGUGCAUCGUGUAUAUCCUAAUGGUCCCGCUGAAGAUGUUGGUUUCGAGAUUUUCUUCGACUACAUUAUGGAAGCCGAUCACAAUAGCUAUUCGGACGACUCGGAUGAGACCCUAAUGAGCUUUACGUCUUACAUUAGCAGUAAGGAGAACCAGGAAAUCUCGCUCAAUGUCUACAACGCACGCAAAAAGUCCCUUAGGAUUGUUAAAAUGACACCACGCAAAUGGGAUGGCGUAGGUCUUUUGGGGCUAUCAGUGCGAUUUGCGGAAUUCACAGCCAUGGACGAGGGGGCUCACGUACUCAAAGUGCACGAGGGUUCACCGGCUAGCAAAGCAGGACUCAUACCCAUAACGGACUAUCUGUUGGCAACAAACUUGCAGCUUUUCGUGGACAGCGACUGCGUCCGUGUGCACGUCGGUGAGCGUAUUAACGAGGAAGUGCCGCUCUAUGUAUACAACUCGAUCACUGAAAGCAUCCGCAAGACAGUCAUCACACCACGCAACGAUUGGGGUGGCGCAGGAACACUGGGAUGUGACUUAGCGAACGGAUACAUUCACCGCAUCCCACUGGUCAAGGGAAUCUAUAACGUUCCUUCCGAGGCACCAUCAGCGGACUACAACGACGGCAGCGGCGAGCUGACACUCGACCUGUCGACAGCAGGAUCAACAGUGGAAACCGCAAGUAACAUAGUAACGGAGGGGCAGUGUAACGUAAUAUCGCUAUCGAUUGAUUCUAGCGUUACAGAAGAUGAAGAAUCUCCCGAGGAACCCUACUUGCCCCCGUCCAUAGCUACUGUGCAGAAUAACUCCAGCUUGAUGGAAAACGACGAGCAUGACUCUUCGAACAGUGAAGAAAGUGACAGCGAAUCCAGCGACAGCGAUUCAAGCGAUGAUGGCAAAGAAACUCCUAAAGCCGAAAAGGCUUAA
Messenger RNA from Babesia bigemina, 969 nucleotides. Its product is annotated as -Golgi reassembly-stacking protein 1. Gene Ontology annotation, molecular function: protein binding. Gene Ontology annotation, cellular component: Golgi apparatus. Lineage: Eukaryota; Apicomplexa; Aconoidasida; Piroplasmida; Babesiidae. The record is from RefSeq and is a predicted model, not a curated record. The coding region runs from base 1 to 969 and encodes 322 amino acids. Gene Ontology annotation, biological process: Golgi organization. The transcript has a single exon.